Molecule: messenger RNA, 564 nt
Organism: Malassezia pachydermatis
Lineage: Eukaryota; Fungi; Basidiomycota; Malasseziomycetes; Malasseziales; Malasseziaceae
Exons: 1
Coding region: 1-564 (187 amino acids)
Source: RefSeq, a predicted model, not a curated record
AUGGACCACCUAACGGAGAACCAUGUGGAUUGGUCGUGGGAUGUACCCCAUGUUGAUACAUUGGCGCAGGAGCUGGCGUUUAUACAGGGAGAAUGGCAAGGUAGUACCUGUGUCGUAGGCAAGUCGCCUGAGACCGAGACGGUAUCACGUGUGUCAUCCCCUUGUCCCAAUCCAGCGUGGGAAGCAUGGGACGAUGCCUGUGAAGCACUCAUAGGCACGGACAUGGACAUAGCGAUACAUAUCGAAGAUUUGCACUCACAUUCUAUGAAAGUGGGGGAGGAGCACGUCGAGGAGGAAGAGGAAAGAGACGAUCGUGACGACGGUGAGCUGGCGAGCCUGCUUAUGCAGGUCCAAGAUGGCCUGCACGAGCAGUUCGUUGUGCUGCGCGAGCUUCGUCGGCUCAUCACGCAACAGGAAAACCACAUAAAGCAGUACCGUAGCGAUCUGCAAGCGUACGAGGACGCUGCGACAUGUCCUGUACCCCGGCAUUCGAUCUCUUUCGACUGGCAUGGCGACGAUGAGACUGUGACCCAUUUGCUAGCUUCAACACCAUCAUGCCUAUAG